This is a messenger RNA of Bactrocera latifrons, 734 nucleotides long. RefSeq lists its product as uncharacterized. Lineage: Eukaryota; Metazoa; Arthropoda; Insecta; Diptera; Tephritidae. Bases 243 to 680 code for a protein of 145 amino acids. The record is from RefSeq and is a predicted model, not a curated record. The transcript is spliced from 4 exons.
CGCGUGAACAGUUCGCAAAUUGUGCCCGACGGCGCGUGAAAAUCGUGAAAGCACUAAGUGCAAUAUAAAUAUUUAAUUGAACGGUGAAAGCAAAACGGCUUUUGAUUUUACGAAAACGCUUAGUGGAAUUUUAACAUUUUCGUGUAUGAUGGGCGGUGAUUAUUAUUAUUAGUGUGUAAAAAGWAAUUUUUGUGAAAUUGUGCGUCAGCAAUCUUUCGGUAUCGUGUUUGGCUUUCUUUGCCAUGGUGAAUGAUACUGUCGACAUUGCCGCACAUAUUUUAGAUUUUAAUUUGGACUCUUCGACGUCAUUGCCGCAGCCGCCAAAUCAUAGCCUGCAGCAUUCUUCUAGUAAUAGUACGCUGAGAGUACCGAAAAAGCAAACGAAAGUGCACGAUCAUUUGGCCAAGCAAGAGCAGCAAGGUCAACAAAUUACAAGCAAUUUGAAUAUAUUGCCGAAUAGCGCUGAGAAUUUGAGUUGGACCUUCUUUGAACAUGUUUCCACAUUGGACAAUCAACUGCGCGGCGAUGAAGAGCUGAGCUCAACAACCACAAAUGGUUGCCACUUAAUGUCUACCUCACCCACGCAAACAUAUGAAAUACACGAAGAUGUUGACGCGAGACUGUUGAUAAGCCAUCCGGAACCAACACAAGAGACAAUCUCACGCAAUCGACAGAUUUAAUACAAAAGCAACAAAGCGACGCAGCUGCAACCGAAUUGCAAUUAGAAAGCGCGG